UUUCCCUCAGCCUUCCUAUAUUUUCCGGGGUGAUUAUUUUUCUCUUUUACAAACUGCUCUAUAAAACCACCCUCUCUUCUCGCGCAGCACAAAGCGUUAGACCCUGCAAGCGACCAGGGCAUCCUCCCAGAGGCCAGGGACAGGGGCUCAGGUGCAGGGAGAAGGCUGCGGGAGUACAUUUCUUGGAGACUUAGGGCUGCUUUUCUUUGGCUGAGCUCACCAGGCACUGAACUCUGAGCAGCGAGGACUGAAGCUUUGACACCUUCGCGACUCAGGCUUUGCCAGGAGCGUGUCUCAGUGAAGUGGAUCCAGCUACUGCCACCUCCCAAGUGGGCUUCAGAGCGCCCAGAUCUCCCUUCCUUGAGCAUCUCCAGCCUCGGGCUCUUCUUCCCUUUUGGCGGUCACCACCCGGUCCCAGUGCUCAUAUAGAGAGGAUUUUCAGCACCCACGGGCGUCCCACGUCCACCUCUUCGCCCAGUCGGUGGUUUUCCCCACACAGUCAGGUUCUCCGCACCUGACCGCGGUUGAGCCGCACGGUUUUGUGGCGCGCUUUCGGUGCUGGUGUGUGCUUGGCAGGGCGCGCGGUCCACCGAGACGCUUUGGGCUCACGGCUGCCUGCGGAGAGCACAUCCAGCCGCCUCCCUUGUCCCCUGUCGCCGCUGGCCUCCCGAUCUGCUGACCAGGCUACCCCUGCUUGAGCUGCAGCCCCCUUGGUCCUCCGUACACAAAGCAUGUCAGGCUCUGGGAGAAAAGAUUUCGAUGUGAAGCACAUCCUGCGACUUCGCUGGAAACUCUUCAGCCAUCCCUCGCCGUCCCAGGGCAGCCCAGCGGGGGGCAGCUGCCUGCAACCUGACGUUGGCAGCGGAGGCUUUGAGCACUGGGGACCCAGCCAGAGUCGCCUGCUCAAAAACCAGGAGAGGGGCAGUGUGAGCACUUUCUGGAAGAAACCAUCCUCUUCCUCCUCUUCCUCCUCCUCCUCUUCGUCGUCGUCCACGUCUUCUUCGUCCUCUUCCUUCAAUCCUCUGAAUGGCACCUUGUUACCAAUUGCCACGAGGCUGCAGCAAGGGGCUCCAGGACAGGGCGCCCAGCAGCCUGCUCGGACUCUCUUCUAUGUGGAGUCCCUAGAGGAGGAGGUGGUGUCCGGCAUGGACUUUCCUGGGCCACACGACAAAGGGCUGGUCCUACAGGAGCUCCACGUGGAGCCAGCCAGCUCCAUCCAGGCAACAGGUGAAGGAUGUGGACACAGGUUGACGGCCUCCAACCAUUCACUGACACCUCAAAGUGAUUUGGAUUCCAGUAGCUCUGAAGAAUUCUAUCAAGCAGUUCAUCAUGCUGAGCAAACCUUCAGGAAAAUGGAGAGUUACCUGAAGCAACAGCAACUCUGUGAUGUCAUCCUGAUUGUGGGGAACCGGAAGAUUCCUGCACAUAGGCUUGUUCUGAGUUCUGUCUCUGACUAUUUUGCUGCCAUGUUUACAAGUGAUGUUUGUGAGGCCAAGCAAGAGGAGAUCAAAAUGGAAGGCAUAGACCCCAAUGCCCUCUGGGACCUUGUUCAAUUUGCGUACACAGGUUGCUUGGAAUUAAAAGAGGACACCAUUGAAAAUCUUCUUGCAGCAGCCUGCCUUCUUCAGCUCCCCCAGGUGGUAGAAGUAUGUUGCCACUUCCUCAUGAAGCUUCUACAUCCAUCUAACUGUCUAGGAAUCCGGGCAUUCGCUGAUGCUCAGGGAUGUAUUGAAUUAAUGAAGGUGGCCCACAGCUACACAAUGGAAAACAUAAUGGAAGUUAUCAGAAAUCAAGAGUUUUUACUCCUUCCAGCUGAGGAGCUCCAUAAACUACUGGCCAGUGAUGAUGUAAAUGUGCCUGAUGAGGAGACCAUCUUCCACGCAUUGAUGAUGUGGGUCAAGUAUGACACACAAACGAGAUGCAACGACCUCAGCAUGCUCCUUGCCUUCAUAAGGCUGCCACUGCUCCCACCACAAAUUUUGGCUGACCUAGAAAACCAUUCACUGUUUAAGAAUGAUCUGGAAUGUCAGAAGCUGAUUUUAGAAGCCAUGAAAUAUCAUCUACUGCCAGAAAGAAGAACUUUGAUGCAAAGCCCAAGAACUAAGCCCAGAAAAUCCACCGUUGGAACCCUGUAUGCAGUGGGAGGGAUGGACAAUAGCAAAGGAGCAACCACCAUAGAGAAAUAUGACCUCAGAACAAACUUGUGGAUCCAGGCAGGAGUGAUGAACGGCAGGAGGCUGCAGUUUGGUGUGGCAGUUAUUGAUGACAAACUGUUUGUAAUUGGAGGUCGAGAUGGCUUAAAGACACUGAACACUGUUGAAUGCUACAACCCCAAAACCAAGACCUGGACUGUCCUACCACCCAUGUCAACACACCGGCAUGGUCUAGGAGUCACAGUGCUUGAAGGCCCAAUAUAUGCGGUGGGAGGCCAUGAUGGAUGGAGCUACCUGAACACAGUGGAGAGAUGGGAUCCCCAGAGCCAGCAGUGGACGUUUGUAGCCAGCAUGUCCAUUGCUCGGAGCACAGUUGGAGUAGCAGCACUCAACGGCAAGUUGUAUUCAGUUGGAGGUCGUGAUGGGAGUUCCUGCUUGAGUUCCAUGGAGUACUAUGAUCCUCACACAAAUAAGUGGAGCAUGUGUGCACCAAUGUGCAAGAGAAGAGGAGGAGUGGGUGUGGCCACCUGUGAUGGCUUCCUUUAUGCAGUGGGUGGUCAUGAUGCUCCUGCUUCAAAUCACUGUUCCCGCCUUCUUGACUAUGUAGAAAGGUAUGAUCCUAAAACAGACACAUGGACCAUGGUAGCUCCUUUGAGUAUGCCCAGAGAUGCUGUUGGGGUUUGUCUCCUUGGUGACAGGUUAUAUGCUGUUGGAGGUUAUGAUGGGCAAACUUAUCUCAACACCAUGGAAUCUUAUGACCCACAAACUAAUGAGUGGACACAGAUGGCGGCCUUGAACAUUGGGAGAGCAGGUGCCUGUGUUGUGGUAAUCAAGCAGCCUUGACCAAGUCAUAAUAUAUCUGGAAGGAUUUUAUUUGCUAAAGGGUUCUUUGAUAUCAUGUACCAAGAAUGAGAUCUUCCUGCAAUGAAAACUCUUCAUGAACAAAGAUUUCUGUAAUUUCCCUGCUGGUGUGUAAGCCAGUAGAAGAUCAUACAGAGUGACGGUAAAGAACCAAGCAGCAAACAGGUCCAGACGCACUCUGGCGAUAUGUUAGUCCUGGAAUGGUUGUUGGUAAUUGGUUUUGUAUUGUAGCAUACAAUAACUAGAAUUACCAAAGGCUGGUUUACCUUAGCAAUUGUAAGAAGAGACCAAUAUUUGUGACACGGAUGAUUUCUUAGCUGCAGAUCAUUCAUUUGUUUUAUAAUCUGUGAUGAUGUACAACAGGCUGCCAAGAGUAGAAGAUGUAUUUAAUCUCACAAAAUCUGAUUGGUUUGCUGUUUUCCUAAUCAGAUCAAUUGGUCAGCUGGAAGCAGAAUUGUUUGUUUAAACAAGCAUGCUUCUUCCUCAUUUUCCUGAGCUAUGAGAACAAUUAGAGAACAAGAUUCAUGUGUGUCUCUUGCAUUCAGAAAACAAACUGCCCUGCUAAUCAAAGCUGCAUAUUUUAUCAGAGAUGACAGUUGGAUUUUAUGGCAACCAUAUCAGCAAUCUGAAACUGGCAAACACAGAGGAAUGUUUUCUUUAGGCAUGCCUCACUGCUUUGCAUUUUCAACACACUGAGCCAGAGGGUCAGGACAACAAUGGGCUUUGCCUCAUGUUGAGUUCAGUGUAAGCAUGGAAGCUAGUUAUUCCGAAUGUUCAUGUAUACCCAGUGCAUGCUGAAGUCCUUCAGGGUUUUGUUCUUGAAAAAAAUCUUAGAUUUCUGAGACAUAAACCCAUGUUCCAUCAAAUUGGAAUGGUUCUGAUGAUUGCUGUAAGGAUGGCACACAUCCCACUGUUCACACAUCUUAUAUUGAUGUAUACAUCAUUUAAAAUCAAAUGUUCACAAAUAUUUAAAGCAUAAAGUAGAAGCAUUGCAUAAUGUCCUUACUAGUUAAAUGUCCAUGUAAAUAUUAAGUAUGAUUAAUAAAAGAUAAAACAUUUGCUUUUA
Messenger RNA from Jaculus jaculus (lesser Egyptian jerboa), 4080 nucleotides. RefSeq names its product kelch like family member 1 (gene Klhl1). Gene Ontology annotation, molecular function: protein binding. Lineage: Eukaryota; Metazoa; Chordata; Mammalia; Rodentia; Dipodidae. The transcript has 11 exons. The record is from RefSeq and is a predicted model, not a curated record. Bases 732 to 2996 code for a protein of 754 amino acids.